Messenger RNA from Mesocricetus auratus (golden hamster), 1560 nucleotides. It is a transcript of the gene Glmp, whose product is annotated as glycosylated lysosomal membrane protein. The record is from RefSeq and is a predicted model, not a curated record. The coding region runs from base 48 to 1256 and encodes 402 amino acids. Gene Ontology annotation, cellular component: lysosome. The transcript has 6 exons. NCBI's taxonomy places the organism in Eukaryota, Metazoa, Chordata, Mammalia, Rodentia, Cricetidae.
CAUGUGAUGCUGAGCCGAUUCCGGCUGAGUUAGACUAGUGCGGCUGUAUGUGCCGCUGUUGGGGACCUUCCUGGGGCUGGGUCCCCUGUACCCCAACCCCAUGGCUCCUUUUGAGUCUUGUGUGUGCAGCUCCAUUUGGCCUGCUGGGAGAAGAAACUCGACAGGUAUCCAUGGAGGUCAUUUCCGGCUGGCCAAAUGCCCCGAACCUGCUUCAUAUCCGGGCUGUGGGCACCAACUCCACCCUGCACUAUGUAUGGAGCACCCUGGGGCCUCCAGCUGUGGUGCUGGUAGCCACCAACACCACUCAGAGUGUCCUGAGUGUCAACUGGAGUCUCCUGCUGUCCCCUCAUCCUCAUGGGGGUCUGAUGGUGCUCCCCAAGGACAGCGUCCAGUUUUCUUCUGCUCUUGUCUUCACCAGGCUGCUUGAGUUUGACAGCACCAAGGUGUCCGAAGGGGCAUCGCAGCCCUCAGGAAAACCAUAUCCUCCGUACUCCUUGGCCGAGUUCUCCUGGAACAAUAUCACCAACUCAUUGGAUCUUGCCACCCUGAGUGCCAUUUUUCAAGGCCACCCUGUAGAUGAGUCUACUGGAGCAUUUGCCAAUGGCAGCCUGGCCUUCAAGGUCCAGGCCUUUUCUGGAUCUGGCCGACCUGCCCAGCCCCCUCGCCUCCUGCACACCGCAGAUGCCUGCCAGCUAGAAGUAUCCCUGGAUGGAGCUUCUCCUCGUGGAAACCACUCCCUAUUUGGCCUAGAGAUAGCCACUGUGGGUACUGGCCUUGACUGCCCCUCAGUGAAAGAGCUGCACUCCAUCGAUGAUGAGUAUGCACCUGUCUUCCAGGUGAGUCGGUUGUUGUGGGGCUCUCCACCAUCUGGCUUCAUGCAAUGGCGACCAGUGGCUUUCGCUCAGAAGCAGCAGAACCGGGAAUCAGCCCUCCCCUGCCAGGCUUCCUCUCUUCACGCUACCUUGGCUUAUUCCCUCCCUUCCUCACCAAUUGUCCAAGCCUUCUUUGGGUCCCAGAACUUCUGUGCCUUCAAUCUGACAUUCGGGGCUCCCACAGGCCCUGGCUACUGGGACCAACACUACCUCUCCUGGUCAAUGCUUCUGGGAAUGGGCUUCCCUCCAGUGGAAGCCUUAUCUCCACUAGUGCUCGGAAUCAUAGCAGUGGCCCUGGGAACUCCAGGGCUCAUAUUGCUGGGAGGAGGCCUGUUUCUGCUGCUGCGCUACAAGCAGCAUUCCGAGUACCAGUCCGUAAACUGAAACCUACUCUCCAGAGGGAAGGGCAGGACCACGUCUGCCUUGCUGUGCCUCAAACUGUUGGAGAGUAGAGGGUCAGUGUUGACCUGCUUUUCUGCAGACCCUCAGAAGCCAGCCUGGACUCCCUGGGUGAUUGUCCUUCCUACCCUAGGGAGAGGCUAGGGCUACAAAAGGAAGGUACACCACUGAUGUUUUCUCCUCUGUCGUUUGCUGCUCCCGUUUCCCUUGGAUAAAACUUGAAGGCUUACAAUGAGAGUGACUGCUUGGCUGCCCUACGGGGCAUGAAAUAGACAUUUUUUCCAUGAAA